Molecule: messenger RNA, 284 nt
Organism: Scutellospora calospora
Lineage: Eukaryota; Fungi; Glomeromycota; Glomeromycetes; Diversisporales; Gigasporaceae
Source: the annotation of a GenBank genome assembly
AGGAUUGCUCCAAGUACUUUCAAUUAAUUAUACACAACUAUUUGUGUCAAAUCCAUUCAAUAAAAGCGAAUGGGAAGGGCCCGAGGAUAUGCAGUUGUCGAUCUGGAUGGAUAAAUACACAAAUUCAACAAUGAAUCGAAUCAAUGAGGAUUGCUUAAUGUUUAUUGAUCCACGAAUACCAAUAAAUCGCCCUAUAUGGAGGCAUUGGGCGUCACCGAAUUCAAUUGUAAUACAUUGGUUAAAAGACAUUUAUGCAUGGAAAAGUGUCAAUGAUCUUUACUUUC